GUGUGUGCGCGCCCCCAAGCGUUCUUCUGUUUCUGCUCGCUGUGUGAGACUAUACAUCACACGUCACAUGAGUGUCAUUUAAAAGCUGAUCCUUCUGACUCCAGUCCCACCCUCAAUGCACGUUAUCAGUUGCUGGCGCAGGGCCUCGCCUCCUUCACUACAGUAUCCGGUGCUGCUAUAUAGUGCAAUGCAGGCGAAAGGUCUGAUUUCUUACAUUGAACCGAGAGGACUGGCUAAGCGGGUGCUGCUACCCCGCCAGCGUCACUGCUCGCGCACGGUGUUAUUGCCCUGCUCCACCCUUUUGCCCUACCCUUCUAUCGCCGUCGUAUUUGGAGUGACGUCACGCACCUUUGUCAUGUAAAAAACGGCGAUUUGAAAAGACUUCAAAUUUGGAAUGCUAUAUAAAAGGUGGUAGGCCCCAUCAUGGUUCCCCGGGUGGGACAUGUUUUAGCAACUUGCAGUGGCAUGGUGAGACUCAUUUGACUGUGGCCUGCCCUGCUGAUCACAUGUGUUAUGGAUAGGUAGUUAGUAUCUUAGACUGCUGCAGUGUACCCACGUGUGGAUUAAAGGCUUGUGUGGAUUACUUGGAUGUCAUUCUCUUCCAUGUAUCUGAGGAUUAUCAUUAUUUCUGCGCUUAUUUCUUUGAGCCGUGCAGCGGCCGACACGACAGGAUGGGAGAUCAUUAAUGGAGACAAGCCCUGGGAUGAUAGGGGGAACACCGAGUCGCUCUUGUCGGAGGAGCACCUCCUGCCCUACAAGCCACAGCAAAAGAGUGACGUCAGAACGGUCAUUGGUCGCCCCAAGCCUCAAGAACACUCCAAAACAAAUGCUCUACCCGUCAAGGAGGCCACCAAGACUGUCAGAGACAUUAAAACACAAGAGAUGAGUCACGGCACUCAGAGGCAUCUGUUGCAGCUUGACCACGAAGGACUGGUCCAGUCUCAGUCAUCGAUACACAUGCGACAAUCAGUGCAAUCCCCGGAUGUAAAAGUCAAAUUAUCAAGAGCCUGUAAAGAAAAUGACGAAGAUGACUGUCUAUACGAUGUUGAAGAUUAUGUGGCCAAGGCUGAAAAUGAGGACGAUGAAGGUAUCAAUGCCCUGGAUGAGAUAAUCGACAACGACGGUGAUGAUGACGAUGGUGAUGACGACGGUGAUGAUGACGUCAAUGCCAACCAUGUGUCGCGUCACAAGCGCCAAGCGACAGAAGGGUCUGGAACAGAUUUGCUGUACAAUCCCGAUGAAGAACACGCACUAAAGGGCACGUACGAGUUCUCCCCAUCCACAGAGUUGUCAGUGACGUACAAUGGGUCAAACACCGAGCUGACCAGCGCAGAAGUGCAGAUGGUGAAGGAAGCGAUAACAGCAUCUUUUAACAGUACCCGGGCUUCCUUAAGGUUGUGAUCAGAGGCACACGCAUUGUUAACGGAAAACUGCUGGUGAACUUCACGCUUGUAUUUGACGGACAGUCGGCAGCCAGCAGCACAAACAAUCAGAGGGUUGAAGAAGCUGUCAUCACCAGUCUCAACAAAACCAGCAUUCCAAACUUUUACAAAAUGACGAUU
Molecule: messenger RNA, 1562 nt
Organism: Pomacea canaliculata
Lineage: Eukaryota; Metazoa; Mollusca; Gastropoda; Architaenioglossa; Ampullariidae
Product: probable WRKY transcription factor protein 1
Exons: 8
Coding region: 589-1401 (270 amino acids)
Source: RefSeq, a predicted model, not a curated record